Messenger RNA from Oncorhynchus mykiss (rainbow trout), 3676 nucleotides. The record is from RefSeq and is a predicted model, not a curated record. NCBI's taxonomy places the organism in Eukaryota, Metazoa, Chordata, Actinopteri, Salmoniformes, Salmonidae.
CACUCAUAAUUUAGGGCGUUGAUGAACAAUGGCACGAAAGGCCACAAAUGAGAAUUGUUAGUGCUAUCAGGGAUCCUUGGGACAUAACCUUUACUCUAACCUUAACCCUUACCAUUUUACAUGUCAACUUCAAUUGGGGCAACGUCAAUGUCGUGACGUGCCAAGGAUCCCGAAUAGCUUUACGCCAAAUGAUAAUAGCAAGGCGUUUGUACUACCGUUAGCUAGCUGUCAACAGCAGUAGAUAGGAAGAGUUAGACUAACGUUUAUAUAGCUACAUUUUGAUUUUUAAAAAAAAAUGACAAUCGCGUGUUAAAUAUGCAAUAUCUCGUCACCAGAUGUGCAAGGUAUGACGCCUUUAUCUUGUUGUAUUUUCGCAAUAUGUUUUUAGCACGCGAGCUAACUGACGUUAGAUGUAACUGUUACUAUCAACGAAUAGCAUGCUAACUUUAGCUAGCUACAGUACCUAGCGCCAAAUCCAAUAAUUGGCAUCGUUUAAGACAUCACGAGUUACACUUAUAACCGGUUAACUCCUUACAUGCUGAAAUCCCCCAUAACUAGUUUUGAAAGCAGUUUCAAUGCACAGUUGGGAGUAGGCUAUAGUGCAUUAUCUGUGGUAUGCAUGUCAUCAGCACUGCACUCCUCGUAAAUAGCUUUGUUUUGGUUCUUUUUGACAACAACAGAUUCACCCUCUCCUUGGUAGGGCCAGGAGUUUUUCCUAGACUUGUCACUUGGUCAGGAAACUCUAUUGGUCCUUGGUAUUACAUAUGUUUUUCUGACAACCCAAAAAGUGCAUGACUUAUCCUACUACAACUCACCGAUUAUUAUUGUUUCAACAAGGGCAUUGAGGAUGUAUUAGCCUGAACUGGUGCCCAGCGUGACUGUUCUGUACUCCGAUAUCGAACAUAUUCCCAUCGGUGAAGUAAUUUAGUGCUCAUACAACCACAAAACAACCAUGGAUACCUACGUAGCCAUCCAUGGCAAGAACAUAUCCCACAAUCCCCUCUCCUCCUCCCAAGCCAUGUCUAUCGACAAGCUCUUCCCGGCUCUCCUGGAGUGUUUUGGGAUCAUCCUGUGUGGAUACAUCGCCGGUAGGACAGACAUAAUCACCUCCUGUCAAGCUAAAGGAUUAGGGAACUUUGUGUCUAAAUUCGCCCUCCCGGCGCUGCUCUUCAAGAACAUGGUUCUGUUGGACUUUAAUAACGUGAUCUGGUCGUUCCUGUGGAGUAUCCUGAUAGCCAAGGUGUCGGUGUUCGUCCUGGUGUGUGUUCUGACGCUAGCCGUGGCCAGUCCGGAAAGCAGGUACAGCAAGGCAGGACUCUACUCCAUCUUCGCUACGCAGAGCAACGACUUCGCCCUGGGGUAUCCCAUUGUGGACGCCCUGUACAGGAACACACAUCCAGAAUACCUGCAGUACAUCUACCUGGUGGCUCCUGUCUCCCUGAUGUUCCUCAAUCCCAUAGGAUUUGCCUUCUGUGAGGUCCAGAAGUGGAAGGACCACCCAGAGAGACAGCAGGGCAAGUUGCAGAUCGUCAGUGUGGUGCUGCUGCAGGUACUGAAGAACCCGAUAGUGUUCAUGGUGGUGGUCGGGAUCGUGUCCCACUUUGCCCUGGGCCAGAGGAUCCCUGCUGUGAUGGAGGAGUUUGUGGAUGGCCUGGCCAACUCCUUCGGAGGAGCAGCUCUCUUCUACCUGGGACUAUCUAUGGUGGGACAGGUGGGCAAACUCACCAGGUCUACUGGAGUAGCCCUUAUCCUGCUCAUCACUGCCAAACUGCUGGUGAUGCCUCUCAUCUGUAAGGACAUGGUGGACCUGCUGGACUCUACAGGUUCCAACAGCAGCAGUCUGAACCACUCCAGCCUGUCCAACUAUGCCUUUCUGUACGGGGUGUUCCCCCCUGCUCCCAGCGUAGCCAUCUACGCAUCACAGUACAACAUGGAGCUGGACGUGGUGACGUCAGGGAUGGUGAUCAGCACGUUCCUGUCUGCCCCCAUCAUGUACGUGUCAGCCUGGCUCCUGACCAUCCCCCUGAUGAACCCCAAGCCACUGGUCACUGAGCUGCAGAAUGUCAGCUUCAACAUCAGCAUCGUCAGCCUGGUCGCACUGGUGUGGACCAUCGCUGUCAUUCUCCUCAGUAAGAAGUUCAAGAGGCUCCCACACAUGUUUUCUAUGAACCUCUUCCUGGCACAGUUCCUAGUGUGUGUCGGGAUGAUCCUGUGGAACUUCGUAGUGAAGCAGGAGGACAUCUUGGGACAGGUGUUGACAUUCACACUGCUCUAUGGGUCACUCUACAGCACAUAUGUCUGGACUGGUCUCAUUCCUCUCUCUUUGGUUCUGACCAAGAAGGACAAUUUGCUGAGGAUUCCACCUUGGGUCUUCAUGGUCUUUGGCUGGGGCAUACCGUUCCUCAUCCUUGGAGGUCUGCUCCUGGCAGGAGAGAGGAUGCCUGAUACUAUAGACUCUGCCUUCUUCUAUGGCAGGGCUCAGAUCAUCAGUACUGCAGUAGUAGUUUCCUGCAGCAUCUUGGUAGGUGGUUUCUCUCUGAUGGGUCUCAGCCAGGGCACCAAGGAGAACCAGAACUACCAAGUCCUGGAGAGAGCCUCCAACACAGGUACUAUAGAGGACAUGAGGCCCCCUGGACACCAGGAGGACCAGAACUGCCAAGCCCUGGAGAGAGCCUCCAACACAGGUACUAUAGAGGACAUGAGGCCCCCUGGACGCCAGGAGGACCAGACCCCCCCACUGGAGCCCUCAGCACCAGAGACCAGCAACAACAGUGACUGUUGUAGCUGUACACAGCCCGUGCCCGACAUGAUCAACGGCGCCACCAGGAACGACACUCCCACGUCUCUAACAGGCCAGUGUGGGGCGCUGUGUGAAACCCAGCAGCAGCAGUGUAGUCCAACGGUCCAGGAUGACAGACAGCUGGUCAGACACGUCCUGUUGUGUCUACUCCUCAUAGUUUCCCUGCUGGCUAACCUGUCCAGUUGUCUAUGGUGGUUGUUCAACCAGGACCCUGGUAGACUGUACCUGGAGCUGCAGUUCUUCUGUGCUGUGGCCAACUAUGGACAGGGCUUCAUUUCGUUUGGUAUCUUUGGCCUGGACAGGCAUCUGAUCAUUCUGCCAUUCAAGAAGAGGUUAGUGAGCCUAUGGCAGGGCAGGGAGAGUGAGGAGGAGCCCCCCUCUGUGGUUCCAGAGGAGAUCAGGCUGACCUGCACUCAGUUUGUCCUCUAUCAUAAAGACCAGUGUGUUCAGGACAUAGUGCCCAUCAGAAGGUGUGAGGGAGACAGGGUUCAGAAGAGGGAGCGCUCCAGGGAGAGACCUGGUCAGGGGACUUAUCCUCCAUCCCAGGCCCAGACUCAGGCCACUUUCCUGGGCAGUGAUCUGGUGGACUGGCUGGUGAGGGUGGGUCUGGCCCGGGACAGGGGGGAAGCCCAGCUCUAUGGGGCUCAGCUCCAGCAAGGAGGGAUACUGCAACACCUCACACACCAGUUUGGCUUCAGGGACGACACCCUCCUACACUACCGCUUCACUGAGAGGAGCUGGACGCCACCGAUGGAGAGGAACAGCAUAUUGCCUCCUGUGGCCAUGUAAUGUUCCCAGAGAGAGAGGGAGGGAGGAGGAGGGGGGGGGAUUACUAUUCAGCAUUAUGCCUCCUGUGGCCAUGUAAUGUUCCCAGAG